This is a messenger RNA of Cannabis sativa, 3478 nucleotides long. RefSeq lists its product as uncharacterized. The coding region runs from base 2192 to 3478 and encodes 428 amino acids. The transcript is spliced from 2 exons. The record is from RefSeq and is a predicted model, not a curated record. Lineage: Eukaryota; Viridiplantae; Streptophyta; Magnoliopsida; Rosales; Cannabaceae.
AAUUUAAAUUACAACUUUUAUAAAGCAAUUUAUAAAGGGAAAUUUGAUAAUUUAUGCUAAAAAAUUAGAUAGGGUGUUUAAUUAUACCCAAUUAUUACACAUAAAAAAACUAUACCUAUCUUUUAAUUAUCUUCCAAAAAUACCCCUGUCUUUUCAAACUUCUCACAUUCCCUCUAACUCUAUUCUCUCUCUUCAUUCCCUCUCCCCACCGACGCUGCAAACAACAACCACACCAGACGACCAAACAACCAAAAUCACAGUCGACCACCAAACAACCACCAGACGACCAGGAACCCACAAACCCACAAACCCACGAACCCACGACGACGACGACGAACCCACGGGCACGAACCGAACCCUUGAACCCAGACGAACCCUCGAACCCACUCCAAUCGACCCCAUCGACUGACGCCCGAGCGAACAAGGAGACCCAGUCGAAUCCCACGAACAUAGCAAUCCAGGUUAGUUUUCGUGGAAUUUUUCUUUGAAUUUUCUUCUUUAAAAUGCAUACAUUUGUUGUUGAAUCUGGUAUUGAAUUGAAAGUUGUUAUUUUGUAUGUUUUUUGGGGAUAAUUUGUGCAAUAAAACUGUGGGAUGAAUGUGGGUUUCGAACAAUAGAUUUUUCUGGGUUUUUAGGUUAUUGUGCGAUUUUAUGCGAUUCUAUGUGCGCUUUUGUGCGACGUAUCUGGAGUCUGUACAUGUUUUUUGAGUUUUUGCGACUUUUGUGCGAUUUAUGUGCGAUCUUGUGCGAUUAUGUUGUAGACUUUCUGUGUUGGGUAUGUUAAGCGAUAUUAUGCGAUGUUGUGCGAUUUUGAGCGAUUUAUACAAUGUGGUCAAGGUCUUGAAUUUUUAGCGACAUUAUGCGAUUUAUUUGCGACUUAUUGUGCGAUUUUACUGACAUCAGAAAUUUCCAAGUGUUACCCACACGACCCACACGAGACCCACUCCAAGCACAAUCCACGAACCAGGUAUGGGCUAAACUUAACUUUUUUUUUUGCAAUUUAUCAUAUACAUUGUGCAUCUGUGAUAUAACUGAAAUGUAUUUGUUUAAAUUUAUCAAUUUUAGAGUUUGGGGAAGAAACUGAGUUUAGGGAUAUAGAUUUUGGGGUUUUUUUUUAUUUUGUGCGAUAUUGGGCGACGUGUAAGCGAUAUUUGUGCGAUUAAGGAUACAAAAUAAGCACUGCAUUUGGAUUGUUGAAUUUGUGCGACAUAUAGCGACAUAUAGCGACAUUAAUGUAACUUUUAUUUAUUCAGUCGAUAUUUAGCGACGUUUAACGAUUACAUUUGCGACUCAAAGCGAAGUGUAGCCUUGCGACUCAAAGCGAAGUGUAGCCUUGCAAUAUUUGCAUAGAGAUCCAGGCUUCACCUGUUUACCAUUUAAAUAACCUAACUUGCAGCGACGGCAGCCUUCGGGGAACCCUGGUGGUGGAGCCGCCCAUACACCUGUUUUGUUAAAUUUUUUUUCAAGUUUUAGAAACCUCCACUCGUUCAUAAGCCGUUCAUUUUCAAAAAGUUUCAUGUCGUCAAGCACUUUUUGCAUUUGAGGCGUAAUUUCCCCACAAUCAGGCUCCUGCUUGAUCUCUUCAGGAGUAAGAAUCGGAUAUUUGCCCUUGUUCCUUCUAGUAGACAUUGCUAAGAGAAUUAUCUUAAGAGGAAAAAAAUUAAGAAAAUAUGUGUAACUUAUGAGAUAGAAAAUUGGCUUUUAUAGAGAAAACUAGUAGUUGGGAAGGUGGGAUAAUAAAUGUAAAAAUUGAAUUACACAAUUGUACACGUGUUUGUCAUGCAAAAAGCAAUCUGGGCAAUUUUCGCGACAUGUCGCGACUUUUAUGCGACAUGUUAGCGACAUAAUCAAGUAGUUGGUUAGGCGGGAUAAUAAAUGUCACAUUAAUUACCAUUUAAUGUGGAAACGUCUUUUGUGCGAUUUUUGUCGAUUUCUUGUGCGACUUUGUGCGAUUUUAUAUCUAUUGUGUUUGCAAUUAUUUUAACCAAUUUUGUGCGAUUUUGUGCGAUGUUUAGUGCGAUUUUAACUGACAGGAUCAUAUGUUUUAGUUAGUUUUGAUCUGUAUUUUUUGGCGAUAUUAUGCGAUUCAUGUGCGAUUUUUAUGCGAUUCUUUUCCACUAUUGAAAAAAUAUGCGAUUAUUUAGCGAUUUUGGUGCGAUUUUUAUGCGAUGUAGUCUAAUUAAUCUUGUAAAUGCAGAUGGCUCCUGAACUUAUUCUACCCUUGGCUGAGCAUUUUCCAGGCCGUAUCACGUACAGAGGAAAUGGGUACUUUGCUUCAAUAAAGGCUAAGUUUGAAGCCUUCAACUUGACUGAGAGGGUGAAGGAAACUCCCUUUGGAGUUUUUUGGAAUGCCAGUGAGUUGAAAUUCUCUGGGGUGAUUGUGCAUCAACUGCUAUUGAGGAAAACGAAAGUGACUGAGGUGAAAAAUGAUGAAGUCUGGUUUUACGUUGGUAAAACCGAAGCCAGAUUUGGGCGGUCUGAGUUUGGUUUGAUCACCGGACUAAAGAUGAGCGGUGGCCCCUCAACAGGAGAUUUGAGUACACUGUGUGAGUCAGAUCGGAUACUGCGGGACUACCUCAAUAAUGCCAAACGGGUCACUUUCAAAACCCUUUGGCUAGCUUUUGAGUCCUGCGAUGUGGCGGACGAUGUGUACAAGUUGGGGCUGUGCGCAUUUGUCGAGGGUGUUCUUCUAUCAAGGGCUGAGGGUGUUUAUAUCUGGACGGAUAUGCUGAAGCUGGUAGAAAACGUUGAAAACUUCUUCGAGUAUCCGUGGGGCCUCCUUUCUUAUCAGAAGUUAUUGUCAUCCACAAGUAAGAGUAUGAGUGACCUGAGGAAGAAUUACAUUGAUAAGGUCUCUACUAAAGAUAAGAUGAAGAAGAAAGGGAAGACGGAGAAAAAAAUUACUCAACCGGAGGCAAAGUACAAUGUCUAUGGAUAUGCCCCGGCGCUGCAAUACUGGGCCUUCGAGGUGAUGCAAGAUUUGGGGAAGAAGUAUGGGCAGUGCAGAGGGACUAGAUUCCCUCGAAUGUUGAAUUGGAGUACUCCCGAUUCCGUUACGAGACAUGAUGUGAAGCAACCUGACGUGGCUGCACUAUUUGAGAAAAGGAUGGUUGUGCUUCAAAUAUUGUAUCCUCGGAAUUGGGAGGUCGACUACUGGAAGAACAAUUGUGAGGGUGAGGUCCCCACAGUGGAAAUGGGGUUAGAUGAGGUCGAAGAAACACAAGCCGGGACGCAAGAUUCGACCGCAUUCGAGACCCAAGCCCAACGGGUGGCGGAAUAUGUUAAAAGGUCCAAAAUUAUUCCACCAUCCCCACCCAAGGAAACACCAGACGCCUCCACAUCUGCCACCGUGCCCCCAGCAUCUGCCUCUGCGCCCCCAAGCUCUGCUCCAGCCAAUGACUCCAACUACCUCUUGUUGGCUAAGAGGUUGGAGAAGGUAGAAGCACAACAAGUUGCGAUUCUCACCGCCCCGGACUGA